Messenger RNA from Culex quinquefasciatus (southern house mosquito), 2527 nucleotides. RefSeq names its product N-lysine methyltransferase KMT5A-B (gene Set8). Lineage: Eukaryota; Metazoa; Arthropoda; Insecta; Diptera; Culicidae. Bases 493 to 2247 code for a protein of 584 amino acids. The transcript is spliced from 6 exons. Gene Ontology annotation, molecular function: histone H4K20 methyltransferase activity; protein binding. The record is from RefSeq and is a predicted model, not a curated record.
UGGGAACGUCGAAGAUAUUUUAGCUGCUGGUGGUCGUGUGUGCGCGAGUGCGAGGCAAAAGCCAUCGAAAAUAAUUUAGGGAAAAAGUGUGCGGAAUCGCGUUAUUUUGGCCAAAUUCCAACACCGGAGUGUCGCGGGCAACGCGAUUAGCUAGGAGUUUCCAGGUUGGCAUCUGGGAUCUUGUGUUCCCGCGGGAUAGAAGAGUGCCCCCCAAUCGAAAAGUGUGCAACGCGAUAAACAAGAAGAAGAAACGGGGGCUUCAUCGCGUAUAUUUUUCUUUCUGCUUAUCCGUCGUCGCGGGUUGCUGCGAUCGUCGCUGUCCGUGUGUGUUUGUGUGCGUUCACUCGCACAGCUUUGUUAAAAAAAAAGAAGGCAACAAGAACAAACGCAAAUGGUUGCGCUCGGAGCGUGAAGAGUGAAAAGUGUGUAAAAUCCGCCUUCAUUUCCAUUCUGGACUCGGAAUAAUUUCGUGACCCAUCGCAGCGGGAAAUCAUGGUCAAAGGACGCCGCACCCGUCAGGCGGCCACCGUUGGCCAGGUGAUGGCCGCAGCGACGGCCACCACAACAGACGACACCGCCAGCCCGAAGCGUAAAGAUUUUAAAUUUGACAACAAUAGCCCUUCCCAGCACUUUACCAACAAUAACAACUCUCAACUACUGACCAAUGGUCGCAAACCGGCCGUCGAGGCGAUGGUCCUGCGCGGUGGACGAACCAAACUGAACGGCAUCGACCGGUACUUUACGAGCAGCGGAAAACCGUCCUCGCCCGGACCGACGGAGCAGAACGUGAUUGACCUAACGGACGACAACACGUCGGAGUCGAUCGCCGAGUCGCCGCUGAUGGUGCUCGGGUUCGCCGCCGCCGCCGUGGCCAACAGCAAUCCCGCGAGUAACAUCUUCCUGCAGGAGCCGGUGCUCAGCUUGAACAUUGACAAAAGCUGCCCGACGGUUGGGCAGUCCUCGAGGGUCAUCAUCAAAAACAGCUUCUUCGGGACGGAGAUGCAGACGCAGUUUUCCCCGCCGAAGUGUGAUCCGGUGUGGGGAGGAGCAGGAGGAGUCGAUGUCCUCAAGCGGGAACCGUUGGACUUUGCGCUGGACCUGUCGAAGCCGACCCAGGUCACGGAGAUUGAUUCGACCACGUUCCACGACAGCAGUUCGUGCGACAGCGGAGACAGUGGAGUGGUCAUCCUGCCUGCCAUCACCAAUAUUGCCGCCGGAGGACCGUUACAGUUUGAACCGUCGACGCCCGGGGAGGGUAAGAGGAGGAAACCGGCCACGCCGCACCGAAUUGUGUGCCCUUCGCCAGUGAAGAGCUCGUCGAUUGUCGCCAGCCCGUCGUCUGCGUUGUCACAUCUGAACAUCCAGAGCAAGCGGCAACCCCGGAAGAACGUCAAGUCGAAGCGGAGACUCCACACCAAGGAACUGGAAAACGCCCUCGAAGAAGCGGCAACCAGCGUGCCUACCAACAACAGCAGCGUUCCGGAAGCCUCCCCAAUGCUCGAGACUGGAGCCGUAGUAGGAGGAGCAGCUACCGCCACCGCCGCCGCCACUCUCACGGGAAUGCUUCCACCUGCCGCCACCGUCAAGCCAGCGACGCUUCUCCAGAAGCAGAAGCAGAAAAAGCCGGUGCUAAACACGGCUGCCAAUCCGACAGCUUUACAAAACACCAACAACAACAACCAAAGUCGAGCAAACAGCGCGGCAGCCGCAGUCGCCGCCAACAAAAAGGUCACCGACUACUUCCAGGUGCGUCGCAGCGUGCGGAAAACCAAGAAGGAAGUCCAGUGGGAGCGGGACCGCGAUCUCGAGCGGGCGAUCUACGAGCAGCGAGAGUCCGGACUGACGAUUGUCGAGUUCGAGGGCAAGGGCCGAGGCAUUGUGACCACGCGAAAGUUUGCCCGCGGGGAGUUUGUCGUCGAGUACAUCGGCGAUCUGAUCGACAUGGCCGAGGCGAAGCUGCGCGAGCAGGAGUACGCCGAGGACGACAGCACGGGAUGUUACAUGUACUACUUCAAGCACCAGAACGUUCAGCACUGCAUCGACGCCACCGCCGAGAGUGGCAAGCUGGGCCGGUUGGUGAACCACUCGCGGAACGGCAACCUCAUGACCAAAACCGUGCUGGUGAACGACCUGCCGCACCUGGUGCUGCUUGCCAAAGAGGACAUCCCCGAGGGCGUCGAGGUGACGUACGAUUACGGCGACCGGUCGAAGGAAGCCCUGCAGCACCACCCGUGGCUGGCGUUCUAGAAGUGCUGAGUGAGUUUUGCGUGGCCGCGCCGCCAUACUUUAAAAGUAUUUUUGAUUUUGGGGUGAGGCGUUGCAAUGUUCCUCGUUGAGUUCCAAUUGAUGAAGUUCGGCAGUUUCAACAGCACACACACACACACAUUAUGAAGGUUCAAUUGGAAUCGUCACAGUAAAAUUAUAUGCUACUAUUAGUUAAUUUCACAACAAUAACAACAACAACAACAAAAAAAAUACAAAUGUCGAUCAGGAAUGCUGUAAGAGUAAUAAUUUAUUUGUUAAAUUA